GGGUCCCCUUCCCCGCUCCGCCUCAUGGCCGUGACAGGGAAAUGCCGGCCCUCGGGUGCGGAGAGAAGGAGCGUUAAUGACUAAAGCACAAGGACAGCGCUACAUGUCUGGGAAAUGAGAACAGUCGGCACAUGCUCAGAGGCACUCCUGGCGUGGCACCACGGCUGAUCUCGAGCGGCCGAAACAGGUUCCGAGACUUGCCACGCUAGAACUGCCACCCCCCCCUUUCCCCGGCGAUACACAAACACACACUUUUUGAGGCUGCUCCUUUAACACCCGGCCCACUCGGGGCUGCCGCCGCCGCUUCCCUUCCGUAUCUCUAGACGGAAGUAGCCGGGCCUUGUUGUUGUCACUACUACUACUGCUGCUGACAGGGGUGCGUAGCCGGGGGCUCCUCAGCGGCCCCCUCGCCCGGCCUAGCUAUGGCGCCUCAGCCGCAGCCCCCUCCUCCCCCGGCGCCGCUCCAGCCCAUGACCAGCUGCGGGCCAUGGGAGAUGCGGGAGCGCUUGGGGACCGGAGGCUUCGGCAACGUUAUCCGCUGGCACCACAAGGAAACUGGAGAGCAAAUUGCUAUCAAACAGUGUCGUCAGGAGCUCAGCCCCCGCAACAGAGAAAGAUGGUGUCUGGAAAUACAGAUCAUGAAACGUCUAAAUCAUCCCAAUGUGGUGGCUGCCCGAGAUGUCCCAGAAGGGAUGCAAAAUCUUGCACAUAACGACUUGCCACUUCUGGCUAUGGAGUAUUGCCAGGGAGGAGAUCUCAGAAGACACCUGAACCAACUUGAGAACUGCUGUGGCCUUCGUGAGAGAGCUAUCCUCAUCUUGUUGUCAGACAUUGCCUCUGCUCUCCGAUAUCUUCAUGAGAACAGGAUCAUCCACAGAGACUUGAAACCAGAAAAUAUUGUCCUGCAACAAGGAGAAGAGAGGCUAAUACACAAGAUCAUUGAUUUGGGAUACGCCAAAGAACUGGAUCAAGGCAGCCUUUGCACUUCCUUUGUUGGGACAUUGCAAUAUCUGGCGCCAGAGCUGCUGGAGCAGCAGAAGUACACGGUGACAGUGGAUUACUGGAGCUUUGGUACAUUAGCAUUUGAAUGUAUCACAGGCUUCCGACCUUUUCUGCCCAACUGGCAACCAGUACAAUGGCAUUCAAAAGUCCGCCAGAAGAGUGAGCUGGAUAUUGUUGUCUGUGAAAGCUUGUCUGGAGAAGUGAAAUUUUCUAGCAAACUGCCACACCCCAAUAAUCUGAACAGUCUUUUGGCUGAUAGGCUGGAGAAAUGGUUACAGCUUAUGCUCAAAUGGCAUCCAAGGCAAAGAGGCACUGAUCCCACGUAUGGCACCAAUGGUUGUUUCAAGGCUUUGGAUGAUAUCUUGAAUUUAAAACUGGUUCAUAUCCUAAACAUGGUUACAGGUAUUGUGCACGUGUACUCUCUAGCUGAGGAAGAGACCUUACAGAGUGUAAAAACCAAGAUCCAGGCAGAUACGGGCAUUCCGGAGCAGGACCAAGAGCUCCUGCAAGAAGGGGGGUUAGCAUUGUUUCCUGAGAAGCCAGCCAUUCAGUAUCUAGCUGACAUAAAGCUGAAUGAUGCCACAGCCACUGACACAGGCCUCUUCUUCCUGUUUGACAACCGAAAAGUUACGUACGAAUCUCAGAUCUCCCCACGGCCUCAUUCAGAAAGCAUUAACUGGAUCCUGCAGGAUCCAAACAAGAUCCUCGCCUUCUUCCAGCUGCGGAAAGUAUGGGGUCAGGUCUGGCACACAAUCCGAAGUUUGAAUGAGGACUUUAACCAGCUUCAGAAUGGUCAAAAAGCAGCCAUGAGGAACCUGCUACGGCACAACAGCACCCUUUCCAAGAUGAAGAAUAACAUGGCCUCCUUAUCCCAGCAGCUGAAGGCAAAGCUGAACUUCUUCAAAACCAGCAUCCAGAUUGACCUGGAGAAGUACAACGAGCAAAUUGAAUUUGGGAUCACCUCUGAGAAACUGCUGCUGGCCUGGAAGGAAAUGGAGCAGGCUGUAGACCUCUGUGGGAGGGAGGAAGAAGUUGAGCAGCUGGUGAAGAAGACCAUGGCCCUGCAAACAGACAUUGUAGACCUGCAGAGAACCCCACAGGGCCGGAAACAGGGGAGCUCCCUGGAUGACCUAGAGGAACAAGCAAGGGACUUAUACCGAAAACUGAGGGAAAAACCAAGAGACCAAAGAAGUAGCGGAGAUAGCCAAGAAGUAGUGCGAUUGCUACUACAGGCAAUCCAAACCUUUGAAAAGAAAGUCCGCCUCCUGUAUGUUCAGCUCAGUAAUACGGUUGUCUGCAAGCAAAAGGCCCUGGAGUUGUUUCCUAAAGUGGAUGAGGUGAUGAGCCUGAUGAAUGAAGAUGAGAAAACAGUGGUCAGGCUUCAGGAGAAACGGCAGAAAGAACUGUGGAACCUGCUGAAAAUUGCCUGUGUGAGUGAAGUGGAAAAGAGUAGCAAGGUGCGUGGGCCUGUCACGGGGAGCCCUGACAGCGUGAAUAUGUCGCGUUUUUGUAACCAUGGUCAGCUGUCACUGCAGGUCACAACCCCACACAAUUUAACAGAUUCUGGGAUUAAAAGUGAUGAGCUGCUGAUGGAGUCUCAAAGCCUCUGCAAUCAGCUGGAGAGUGUGAUGCUUGACACAAUGAAGGAUCAAGAGCACCGCCUUACGAAUUUGGACUGGAGUUGGCUGAAACUUCAAGCAGAAGACAGACAGAAUCCAGAGCAAACCCAGAUGUGAAGAAGGCUUUCAUGAUGGUGAACAUGUAUUACUAUAGCUGCUUUCUUGAGGAGAAAGCUGUACUUUUUGCUUACUGAUAACGACACCAGUUGUGUAUUUGACUCUUAAGCCGUCUGUAAAUAAACUAUUGUUUUUCUGUA
This is a messenger RNA of Elgaria multicarinata webbii, 2878 nucleotides long. It is a transcript of the gene IKBKB, whose product is annotated as inhibitor of nuclear factor kappa B kinase subunit beta. The transcript has 21 exons. Gene Ontology annotation, cellular component: cytoplasm; IkappaB kinase complex. NCBI's taxonomy places the organism in Eukaryota, Metazoa, Chordata, Lepidosauria, Squamata, Anguidae. Gene Ontology annotation, biological process: tumor necrosis factor-mediated signaling pathway; peptidyl-serine phosphorylation; positive regulation of transcription by RNA polymerase II. Bases 423 to 2738 code for a protein of 771 amino acids. The record is from RefSeq and is a predicted model, not a curated record. Gene Ontology annotation, molecular function: IkappaB kinase activity; ATP binding.